This is a messenger RNA of Geodia barretti, 1623 nucleotides long. The record is from the annotation of a GenBank genome assembly. NCBI's taxonomy places the organism in Eukaryota, Metazoa, Porifera, Demospongiae, Tetractinellida, Geodiidae.
AUGGAGAUCGAGCGCGAGCGCGGCAUCACCAUCAAGUCGCAGGCGAUCUCGCUUCCUCACGACCACCACGGCACCCGGUACCUGCUGAACCUGAUCGAUACCCCUGGGCACGUCGACUUCACCUACGAGGUAUCGCGCGUGAUCAGCGCCUGCGAAGGCGCUCUUCUGCUGGUGGACGCGACGCAGGGGGUGGAGGCGCAGACCCUGGCCAACUACUUCCUCGCCCUCGAGCACGACCUGGAAGUGAUUCCGGUGAUCAACAAGAUCGAUCUGCCGGCAGCGGACAUCGAUCGGACCCGCUCGCAGAUCGAGCGGGAUCUGGGGCUCGACGCGGAAGAGGCGGUGCUCGUCUCCGCCAAGACCGGUCAGGGGAUCGACCGGCUCCUGGAGGCGAUCGUAACUCGCAUUCCGGCACCGGAUGGAGACCCGGAAGCGCCGCUGCAGGCGCUGGUAUUCGAUUCCGCCUACGAUCCGUACCGGGGCGUGGUGGUGCACGUUCGCGUGGUGGCAGGCCGGAUCGUCCCGGACGCGCGCAUCCGUUUCUGGGCGGGUGACGACGCCACCUACCGCGUGGAAGAGCUGGGUCUGUUCGGCAUCAAGCCGCAGCCGACGGCCGCCCUGAACGCCGGUGAGGUCGGCUACCUGGUAGCAGGGAUCAGAUCGGUGGGACAGGCGCGCGUGGGGAACACCAUCACCGAGGCCGAACGCCCCUGCGCGGCGCCGCUGCACGGGUUCCGGGAGGCAAAGCCCGUGGUCUUCGCGGCCAUCUAUCCGCUCGAUGCCGAUCAGUACGACGAACUGGCUGCCGGACUGGCACGGUUGCAGCUCAACGACUCCACGCUGAGCUUUACCAAGGAGUCGUCGGUGGCGCUCGGUUUCGGCUUCCGCUGCGGAUUCCUCGGCCUGCUCCACCUGGAGGUGGUUCAGGAGCGGCUGGAGCGGGAGUUCGGCCUGGGGGUGGUGCUGACUGCCCCGUCGGUCGAAUACCGGAUACGGCUGCAGGAUGGUUCGGAGUUCAGCGUGCAUACGCCUGGCGAGUACCCGGACCCGGGAACCAUCGAGCAGGUACAGGAGCCGUACGUCAGGGCUUCCAUCAUCACGCCGUCCGAGUACCAGUCGCUCAACUAUCUGGACGAGACGCGCAUGGAGCUUCGCUUCGAUCUGCCGCUGGCAGAGAUCGUCACCGAUUUCUAUGACCGGCUGAAGUCGGUCACGCGCGGAUACGCAUCAUUCGACUACGAAGUCGCCGACUACCGUGACACCGACAUCGUGCGACUGGACCUCCUGUUGAACGGCCAGCCGGUGGACGCGCUGGCGCAGUUGGUGUACCGCGGCUCGGCGGUGCGCCGUGCGCGUGAGGUGUGCCGCAAGCUGCGCGACCAGAUCCCGCGUCAUCAGUUCAAGAUUCCGAUCCAGGGAGCGAUCGGCGGUCAGAUCAUCGCCCGGGAAACGAUCAAUGCCUAUCGCAAGGACGUGACCGCCAAGCUGUACGGCGGCGACAUCACCCGCAAGCGCAAGCUCCUGGAGAAGCAGAAGGCCGGCAAGAAGCGAAUGAAGGCGGUCGGAGCGGUGGAGAUCCCCAAGGAGGCGUUCGUGGCCGUGCUGCGCGGUGCCGACGCGUAG